CCACCGCGGAAGCAGGAUGGGCCGGCAGCUGCUGGCCUUCUGCCUGGCGCUUAUCGGCUUCAUGGGCACCAUCCUGAUCUGCGCGCUGCCCAUGUGGAAGGUGACUGCCUUCGUGGGUGCCAACAUCGUCACGUCGCAGGUGUUCUGGGAGGGCCUGUGGAUGAACUGCGUGAUUCAGAGCACGGGUCACCUGCAGUGCAAGGCCUACGACUCUGUACUGGCACUGCCGCAGGACCUGCAGGCCUCGCGCGCCCUCGUCUGCGUCUCCAUCGCUGUCGCCGUGGUGGCCAUAUCCCUGAGUGUGCUCGGGGCCAAGUGCACGAACUUCUACAGGGACGAGAGGAUCACCAAGGACCAGCUGGGUCUCUCAGCAGGGAUCGUGUUCAUGGUGGCCGGCGUACUGUGCAUCGUGCCCGUCAGCUGGUCAGCUUACACCAUCAUCACGGGAUUCUACAAUCCCCUGGCCACGCAGGAGAGGCGAGGGGAGCUGGGGGCCUCCAUGUACGUGGGCUGGGUGUCCGGCUUCCUCCUCUUCCUGGGGGGAGGGAUGAUCUGCAGCACCUACUCUCACAGAUGCUGCUGA
Molecule: messenger RNA, 583 nt
Organism: Alosa sapidissima (American shad)
Lineage: Eukaryota; Metazoa; Chordata; Actinopteri; Clupeiformes; Clupeidae
Gene: cldn28
Product: claudin-4
Exons: 1
Coding region: 17-583 (188 amino acids)
Biological process (GO): bicellular tight junction assembly; cell adhesion
Cellular component (GO): plasma membrane; bicellular tight junction
Molecular function (GO): structural molecule activity
Source: RefSeq, a predicted model, not a curated record